Molecule: messenger RNA, 595 nt
Organism: Aspergillus glaucus CBS 516.65
Lineage: Eukaryota; Fungi; Ascomycota; Eurotiomycetes; Eurotiales; Aspergillaceae
Exons: 3
Coding region: 103-477 (124 amino acids)
Source: RefSeq, a predicted model, not a curated record
AUGAUGGUUUGGUUUGGUUUUUUUUUUUUUUUACCAUUUUACUUCUUUUUGUGGUACAUAUAUGUGACGUUGGUUGACUUGGAAUGACCCGGUGCUUUUUUUAUGCUCAAAGGCGAAAAAAGAAAAAUACCCCGGGCAAAGAUGGAACGGUUUGGCGCGGUUUGUUUUGGGUUGAUGAUACGAUACCUUGGGUUGGAGUGCGCGAGAGAAGUGUUUGAACACGGUCCAGUUGAUGAGAAACGAUAUUCACACCUACGGUACUAUACUUACUGUACAGAGUACGACAUACAUACGAUUGAUUGUCCAUACAACAUACAACAUUACACUUCUACUACUGUUAAUAGAUGCAUGCGCAUACACCCAUCAACACAUACAUACAUAUACAUAUACAUGCUGGGUGAGGCAGCUGACCAUGAAAGGCCACCAAUUGCCGUUGUUAUCAACACGCACUCGAGUCGAGGGUACCCUGUUAAUUAAACAGCCGGGGUUGGGCAUCAGAUCGGGCGCUUCUUUGCAAUGGCCCCGUGUCCAGACAUCAUUAUUCUCUCCAGUCUAGAUCCGACACAGAUGACUGCGGCAGCUGACUCGCUUGAAU